ACUAGUAAUACCCUAAACCAAAUAAACGUUCCUGGGCCGAAAAGAUCCAUUAUGAAACCGUUGAAGCUAAACCGACCCUAAUUGAUUUUCAAAACUGACCGUUGUGCUUCUACUAGAGCUUACCAGAGAGAAGGCAAUGGCGAAUCUGCAGAGCUUUCUUCGCGAUCGCUGCUUAACCGUUUUGAAUCUCCCAGACAAAGGCCGCUCUCUAUUCACCUCCAGAGACUUUCGUCCAGGAGAAGUGAUUCUGAGGCAAGAGCCGUAUGUUUCUGUUCCGAACAACAAUUCGUCGGAAUCAAGAUGUGACGGAUGUUUCAAGACCGAUGGCUUGAAGAAAUGUUCUGGUUGUCAAGUGGUUUGGUACUGUGGGAGCUCGUGUCAGAAGUCAGAGUGGAAGUUGCAUCGCCAUGAAUGCAAAGCUCUCUGUAGGCUUGAGAAGGAGAAGCGUAUGUUAGUGACUCCUACAAUACGUCUGAUGGUGAAGCUUUGCCUCAAGAGGAACUUGCAAAACGAAAAGGUCAUACCGAUCACGACAACAGAUAAUUACAGUUUGGUGGAGGCUUUGGUGUCGCAUAUGUCUGAGCUUGAUGAGAAGCAGCUGAUGUUGUAUGCGCAAAUGGCUAAUCUUGUGAACUUGAUACUUCAGUUUCCUGGUAUUGAUCUCAAAGAGAUUGCCGAGAACUUUUCAAAGUUCUCGUGCAAUGCUCAUAGCAUUUGUGAUAGCGAAUUGAGACCUGAGGGGAUAGGAUUGUUUCCCUUGGUUUCCAUCAUUAAUCACAGCUGCUCUCCCAAUGCGGUAUUAGUCUUCGAAGAAAAGAUGGCGGUUGUUCGAGCUAUGGAAUACAUAUCAAAGGAUUCAGAGGUAACUAUCAGCUAUAUUGAAACCGCUGGAAGCACUCUAACUCGGCAGAAGUCUCUGAAAGAACAAUACCUUUUCCACUGUCAGUGCGCCCGAUGCAGUAACAUUGGAAAACCUCAUGAUAUUGAAGAAAGUGCCAUAUUGGAAGGCUAUCGGUGUGCCAAUGAGAAGUGUAAUGGUUUCUUACUCCGUGAUCCUGAUGAUAAAGGCUUUGUUUGCCAGAAUUGCAUGCUUCUUAGGAGCAAGGAAGAGGUCAAAAAGUUGGCUGGUGAUGUGAAAACAGUUUCAGCGAAGGCUCUUGCAUCUCCUUCGGCAGAAAGUAUCUGUUGCCUACAUAAACAGGACGCCAUUGCGCUGUAUAAGACGUUUGAGAAACUACAAGAGAAGCUUUACCAUUCUUUCUCGAUCACUUUAAUGAGAACUCGUGAAAAGCUUCUUAAGAUGCUGAUGGAAGUAGAAAGCUGGAGAGAAGCUUUGGAUUACUGCAAACUUAUAGUCCCUGUUUACCAAAGAGUAUAUCCAGCAACCCAUCCUUUGAUUGGACUGCAGUUCUAUACCCAGGGAAAACUCGAAUGGUUACUGGGGCAAACGGAAGAGGCGGUGAGUUCACUGAUUAAGGCAUAUGACAUUCUGAGGAUCAGCCACGGAACAAGUACACCUUUCAUGAAAGAGCUCUCAGCAAAGUUGGAUGAAGCUCGUGCAGAGGCUUCUUAUAAGUUGCUUGCAUUGAAAGAUGGCAACUAGCAAGUUCUUGAUCUUACUCUUCUCCUCAUGAAUCACUUUCUUUACUCUCGGCAAUUAUUAAAUUGUCUAGAGAAAUUCUUGAGCUGAAAAAGAAAAACUGAUUUUGUAUUUGAUCAGAACCGGUUCUAUGCUAUGGUGAUUGUAUGAAAAAGUGGAAGAUGAUAAUCAGGACCGGAUCUUUCUGGACACACACAGUUCAGUGAAUUGGUCUUUGUCCCCAAUUUUUUUUUU
Brassica rapa (field mustard) is the source of this 1834-nucleotide messenger RNA. RefSeq names its product histone-lysine N-methyltransferase ASHR1. Gene Ontology annotation, cellular component: nucleus. The record is from RefSeq and is a predicted model, not a curated record. Lineage: Eukaryota; Viridiplantae; Streptophyta; Magnoliopsida; Brassicales; Brassicaceae. Gene Ontology annotation, molecular function: protein binding.